AUGGGGAAGCUCAUUCGCCUCGAGCUGUACAACUUCAAGUCCUAUAAGGGCCACCAUACUCUCCUGUUCGGCGAUGCCUACUUCACAUCUAUUAUCGGACCUAACGGGUCUGGAAAGUCCAACUCUAUGGAUGCGAUCUCUUUCGUCUUAGGUAUCAAGUCCUCCCAUCUACGAUCGACAAAUCUUCGCGAUCUUGUUUACCGCGGCCGUGUACUGCGCACAUCCAGAGUCGAUGCGGAUGGAAAUGCCAUCGAUGGAGAAACCAAUGGGGAUGCGCAGGACGGCGACGACAUCGAGCCAUCGCAGGACCCGAGCGGAUCCAACGACCCACGGACGGCCUGGGUUAUGGCCGUCUACGAGGAUGAUGCGGGCGAGGAGCAGCAAUGGCGACGGUCGAUCACCAGCGGAGGUGUGAGCGAAUAUCGAAUCAACAACCGCACGGUGACGGCGCAACAGUACAACGAGGCCCUCGAAGCCGAGAACAUCCUCAUCAAGGCGCGCAACUUCCUUGUCUUCCAGGGUGAUGUGGAAGCGAUCGCAUCGCAGUCCCCGAAGGACCUUACACGCCUGAUCGAGCAGAUUUCCGGCAGUCUCGAAUACAAGGCCGAAUACGAGCGCCUAAAGGCCGAGGCGGAGGAGGCUGCGGAACAACAGACUGUGCAGCUCAACCGCCGCCGAGGUAUCAAUUCUGAAAUUAAGCAGUACCAGGAGCAGAAGCGCGAGGCCGAGAACUAUGCCCGCAAGGCAGAGGAGCGCGACCAAGCCAUCAUCACCCAUAUCCUGUGGAAGCUCUUCCACUUCCAGCGCACGAUCGAUGAGUCCAGCGCCGAGAUCCUCAAGUACCAGGACGAGCUCAAGGAGUUCCGCCGCAACGUUGAGAAAUUCGAGCACAAUGUUGAGGAGGCUAAGAAAGAACACGCCAAGGUUGGUCGGGACGUGGCCAAGGCCGAGAAGAACAUCACGAAGAAAGAAAAGGAUAUCGAGGAGUCUACCAACGCACUCGUCCCUGUCGACGAAAAAGUCGACAUCACCAUGAAGAAGGUGGAACGGUUUGCAUCUCGGAUUGCUGAGAUCGGUAAAGAACGUGAGGCUCAGUCGUCUAACGCCAAACAAUUGGAAAAGGACCUCAAGGUUGUCGAAAAAGCUCAGGCUCAGUGGGAAGCGGAAUGGCAGAAGACGAUUAGCAAAAAGGGUGGCCAGUUGAGUGAGGCCGACCAGCAAGAAUACAACAAGCUUAAGGAAGAGGUCAACAAGCGGUCCUCGGCCGAACAGCUGAACCUCGACAACCUACGCCGCCAGCGAAAGACCGAAGCCGAGGCCUGCAACAGUCUCAAAUCCAAGUUCGAGGGCACGGAAUGGCAGCUCAAGUCUCUAGAGACUGACACCCAGUCUAUGGCUGAACGCAAAACAUCUCUCAAUGAUACGGUCAAAACAACAUCUAAGGAUAUUGACCGUAAAAAGAAGGAGCUCAACACUCUGACUUCCGAGCGAUUGCGUGUCUCUCAGAUGAGGACGGAACUCGAGGAGAAGCUCCAGGCGGUCUUGAAGAAGCUCCUCGAGGCUGACGACGGCAAGAAGCAGAGCGAGAGGGAGCUCCGAGCGAAGGAGUUGAUUUCGACCUUAAGACGUAUCUUUCCGGGUGUGAAAGGCCGAGUCAGUGACCUCUGCAAACCGAAGCAGAAAAAGUACGCCGAAGCUGUUAGCACCGUGCUUGGCCGACACUUCGAUGCAAUCGUCGUUGACAAUGAGAAGACAGCCAAAGAGUGCAUUCAGCACCUGCGUGACCAGAGAGCCGGACAGGCUACUUUCAUUCCUUUGGAAACCAUUCAAGUGAAAGCUUUCAAUUCCAACUUGAAGGGAAUGCACCGGGGAAUGCGCCCGGCUAUCGAAACAGUGGACUAUGAUGACUCGGUUGCGAGAGCCAUCAGCUACUCCUGCGGCAACGCCAUUGUUUGCGACGAUCUGGCCACGGCUAAGUAUCUCUGCUACGACAAACACGUGGACGCGAAGGCGGUCACUCUCGAUGGAACGGUGAUUCAUAAGGGCGGGUUGAUGACCGGUGGUAAAGGUCCCCAGCAAAACUCGAAACGGUGGGAGGACUCCGAGGUGGAGAAUCUCUACAAGCUCAAGGACAAGCUGUUGGCCGAUCUUACCAAUCUUCCCAAGGGUCACCGCCGCGGAACUGAGGAGGAAACCCUUCAGGGUGAGCUCGUCGGCCUUGAGCAACGCCUGGCCUAUGCUCGAGAUGAGCUCAAGGCUCUGGAAAGAAACCUCGAGAGCAAACACACGGAGUUGGACUUCGUUAAGCGUCAGCUGGAAGAACUGAGGCCGAAGUACUUCGAGCGGCAAGAAGCUUUGGAAGAACUCGACCAGACCAUCACUGAAUCCCAGGAAUCGGUUAGCAAUGUUGAGGACGAGAUUUACCGCAAAUUCUGCAAGCGUCUUGGUUAUAGCAACAUCCGCGAAUACGAAGUCCAGCAGGGCUCUCUACAUGAAGAGGCUGCUCAAAAGAAGCUGGAAUUCACGACACAGAAGAGCCGAAUCGAGAAUCAGUUGAGCUUCGAGAAACAGCGACUUCAGGCAACUGGUGAUCGUAUUGCCAGUCUCGAAGCCCAACACCAGCGCGAUCAAGACUUGAUCGAGGAGCUCCGAGCAGAGCAGGAAGAAAUCGGAAACCGUUUGGACGAAUACAAUGCUGAACUUGACAUUCUCCGGGAGCGACUUGAAGAUCAGAAGGAGGCCUAUGGGCACUCCGCCGAGAAUCUAGCCCAACACCGCAGGGAUCUUCAAAAGCGCAGCAGAGAAGUGGAAGGGACGUUGAAGAAUGUUAACGCCCUGGAAACAGACGUACAACGCAAUUCAUCCAGCCGAUAUGCUCUUCUCCGGCGCUGCAAGCUUGAAGACAUUGAUAUCCCGUUGACAGAGGAUUCCAACUCUCUGGAACAGCUGCCCAUUGAUGAUCUUAUUCAAGCAGCCGAUCCCGAUGCGAUGGACGUUGAUGAGGAUGGCGCCGGAGCAGGCGACACGUUUACUGUGCAAGACUACGGUAUUGAGGUCGACUUUGACUCGUUGGGAGAGACUCUUAAGGAGGAGAACGAUGACAAGCUGGAAGAAGAAUUGUUGGAUAAAGUACGAAACCUCAGCAGUGAACUCGACAAAAUGGCGCCCAACACGAGAGCCAUUGAGCGUCUGGAGACUGUCGAGAACAAACUCCGUGGCACCGAAAAGGACUUUGACGACGCCCGCAAACAUGCUCGGAAGGCCAAGGAAGACUUCGAGGACGUCAUGCGCCAGCGAUCCGACCUUUUCAACAAGGCCUUCACUCAUAUCUCUGAUCAAAUCGCCCCUAUUUACCGCGAGUUGACGAAGAGUGCCAACUAUCCGUUGGGUGGGCAAGCCUACCUGGAUAUCGAGGAUUCGGAUGAGCCCUACCUGGACGGUAUUAAGUACCAUGCGAUGCCCCCACUUAAGCGUUUCCGUGACAUGGAACAUCUCUCCGGUGGUGAGAAGACCAUGGCUGCUUUGGCUUUGUUGUUCGCAAUCCACUCAUAUCAGCCAUCGCCGUUCUUCGUUCUGGACGAGGUCGAUGCAGCUUUGGACAAUACCAACGUGGCGCGAAUUGCAAACUACAUCCAUGACCACGCCGCCCCUGGCAUGCAAUUCAUUGUGAUCAGUUUGAAAACUGGCCUGUUCCAGAACAGUGAGGCCCUGGUGGGUAUCUACCGGGACCAGACUGAAAACAGCAGUAAAUCAUUGACGCUUGAUCUGCGAAAAUAUAACUAA
Messenger RNA from Aspergillus affinis, 3783 nucleotides. RefSeq names its product cohesin subunit SMC1. Bases 1 to 3783 code for a protein of 1260 amino acids. The record is from RefSeq and is a predicted model, not a curated record. Lineage: Eukaryota; Fungi; Ascomycota; Eurotiomycetes; Eurotiales; Aspergillaceae. Gene Ontology annotation, cellular component: nucleus; cohesin complex; chromosome. The transcript is spliced from 6 exons. Gene Ontology annotation, molecular function: ATP hydrolysis activity; ATP binding; DNA binding. Gene Ontology annotation, biological process: sister chromatid cohesion.